UGCGUUUGUUCGUUCCCUCUUGCUUAACUGGGGGUCGAUUCUGUAUCACGCAGUGUAGUGAAAAUGACAAAAGUGAGCGAAUUCACUAAAAUAUCUAUGAUCUUAUUGGUCAGCACCUAGUAAAUUAGCUCGCUUUUGCAAUUUUCACUACAUCAUCGCAUGGAUACAGAAUCGACCCCCUGGAAGACUGAAAAAAGAGCAAACCUCUGAGAAGCUCUCUAUCCGAUACACGUGGGUGAAUAAGCGAGCUGGUGUAUGGAUAUAAUGUUGCUAAAGCUUGGGAGUUAUUAAAAAGCUAAAGCAAAACCAUACACGUAGGUAAUUAAACUGUACGAAUUGUGUAACUGUGUUAUACGGGGCGGAAUAUAUUGACCAAAAAUAAAUAAUAUAAUGGAGAAAAAGCAAUUUGACGCUUUUUUGGGAGGAUCGGAAUCGCUUCCACAUGAUGUGCCUAUUAUGCAAUUUGUAUCGGCGCGAGCCCGCGAAAUUUCUGCGAUGACAAGUUCACUAGAGAAUCCCAAGCAAACCAAAUUGAUAUUUCAAAAACUUCCUGUAUAUAUGCGCAGACGUGUUAUGUCUCAUAAUGUCAAAAGAUUACCACGUAGAUUACGAGAAGCGCAUUUGGCGCAAAUGGCAAAGUCUGCAAAAGGCAAAAAUAUAAUCUCGGUGAACAAGCGACCAUCUCGAAAAUAUCGGAGAAGACCGCACAUGUUACUUUCUGAAUACGGACGUAGACAGCGUAAUAAAGUCUGGCUGGAAACUCAUAUUUGGCAUGCAAAACGCUUUCACUUGAUCGACAAAUGGGGAUAUAGAAUUGCGAGCUAUUCAAACGACAAAUGUUUCAGAGCUAAUUACCGAGCUGUCGAAAAGCAUUGCUUAUUACAGGAUAUUUCUUACUAUACUUGUAUUGAAAUAAAAGGAGAGGAAAGUUUGUUAAAGACUACUUUAAAGACACAUUGCGAUCCGUCCGCAUUAACUUUUGCAGCAAAAAAGUACACUACAGGUCAUAAAGAAGGCACUUUAAUGUUCUUCAAAAAGAAUGGGUAUCCACAUUCUCCUAUUGGAAAUGUGGAUUUUUUCUGGAGACCAAAGAAGUCGGAUAUUAGAACUAUUUGGAUCUGGAUACACCCUGCUUUCUAUGAUGAUGUUUUCAAUGAAAUUAUAUCGAGCUUUAAUUUUAUAGAAGAUAAUAAUAUAUAUAUAAACGAUACAACUCGCAUUACACCUAAUUUACAUAAUACAUAUGUAAAUGAUGCAGGCUGUAAGAUGAAUAUAUUGAGAAAUGCAUUAAACCGAUUUAGACUUCAUGGGCCAUUGACGUUAAAUGUGCUGACACAAGCGUUACGAUUACCAUCCUUGAUUGAAUCAGAUUUUUUGUCAGAAAUGGAUACUACAGGACAACAAGAACAGACCCAGAGCUUGUUAAAUGAUAAAACACCUGACACAUGUAAAUUGUUAAGGAAGAAUGUUCUAGAAUCUACAGAAAAGAUGGAAAUUGAUAAAAAGAAUGAAGAGAACACUGUAAUAUCGAAAUAUUCAAGUAUACAAGAAGUUAAGGAAAAAACAUGGCAUAUUAAAUACUACAAAAAUAAAACAAAUAUGGAAGCUUUUAAAGCACAAAAACAGUUGUGGCAAAUAAUGGAGUCUUCAGAAUCACCAAAUUGCUUACCAUCAAAUAUAAUUAUUGGAUUGACUGUUUUGGAUCCACGCUUUUACUUACCCAUAAAAAGAACAAAGUGUACAGAAUUUUCUCAAUUAACUUUACUCACUCAAUCACCAAAUAAUUCAAACUGUUCUCCUAUUUGGGAUGUGGAAAUACGUCGUGUUGUGAGUAAUUCUUGCGUAUCUACAAGCACAAUUAACAACUUCAGAAGUGAGUGCAUUGUGCCUGGAGUAUCAAACGACAAGUAUCUCAGUGAAGAUAUUAUGGCAAAAAUACCUAUUCUUCUUAUUCAAAAGCCUGGAAAUAUUACAGGUUUAGGUUCUAGUAUAGACGUUAUUAUUCCAUCGGGAUGGGCAAUGCCGUUUUGGCUUGCGCUUAUAUUGCGAUGCGCGAGAGUAGGAGCGCUUCGAGAAUCAAGAUCGAUAGCCUUCGAAACUUUGAAGCGAAACACACCCGAUGUCAAUGAUCCCGAUAGUCCUGCUUACAUGAGAGAAGCAUCAAAUACAAAAGAGGAAUUAACUAAAAAAUAUUUUUGUUAUCCGCCUAAUAGAAGGGUUAAUUAUACUAAAUUCGGAAUUAGCAGUCCGUUCUCCUGCGACUGGAAAAUUUUGACGAGAGAGUGGUCAGGUGCUGAGAACUUUUACGUUUUAAGAAAUCGUGAACUCUUACUACAUUUGCGAGCAAGUAUUUGUCCGUAUACCAAAAAUAAAAACUCCCAGUUGGUUCAAAAAAUACAAUUUGAUUUUCAAGAUAUAGAGAAAUAUAAAAACUGUUUGAUAUGCGUUUAUGUAUCGAUGAUAGGAAGGGGAUUGCCAAAGAAAUUCGCGAUCAUAUGCGUGCCAACGGCUGAAGAUUUGAAAACAUUUGAAAACGACAAGAAGUGGACCGGUCCUGUAGAAAAACAUCAUGUCGAUCCAAAUGAGAAAUCUCGUAAAAUUUUGCGGAAGAACCAUUUGACGCUGUUGAAGCGAUUAAGACGGCAGAGAGUUCGACAAAAGAGAGCGUUAGGAAACAAUUUACUGAAAGCGAUAGAAAACGAUUUAUUAAAAUCAUUGAAAGAAUCUGGUGGGGGGGGCAAAUUAGACAAAUGUGACCACUUCAAUAGCUUGUCGCAACAUCGCAAAAUUAUAUCGGACUACUUGGAAAAAAUGUCAAAAUUAUUUCUUCCGGAAUGUAAAGAAGUUCGCUAUUCUUGUGAUAGAGAGAUCAUGGGAUAUCUGACUGAAGGUCAUUUUUCAUUCAGCCGAGCAAAAGGUAUUGGCAUCGGAUAUGUUACUUUGCCCUCAUUGUUUGCAAUAAGUAAUAAGAAAUCCAAUAUUGUCCUUGUAAGAAAUACUCAAACACGACAGUAUAGAUUAGCAAAAUUAGACAUAUUAGAUUUUUAAGUGUAUGUAUAUACAUGUAUACAUGUAAAAUUUUUUAUCAUAUGUAUAUAUAAUUGUUUUAUAUCAAAAUACGCCAUUAAUUCAUAAGAA
Molecule: messenger RNA, 3138 nt
Organism: Pseudomyrmex gracilis
Lineage: Eukaryota; Metazoa; Arthropoda; Insecta; Hymenoptera; Formicidae
Gene: Pop1
Product: ribonucleases P/MRP protein subunit POP1
Exons: 3
Coding region: 391-3048 (885 amino acids)
Biological process (GO): tRNA 5'-leader removal
Cellular component (GO): nucleolar ribonuclease P complex; ribonuclease MRP complex
Source: RefSeq, a predicted model, not a curated record